AUGUCUACCAAGAGGAAAUUGUCUUUGUCUAUGCCUCAGCCUGCCAAGAAGGAAAGAAAGGCCAUCGAUCUGGACACGAAAAUGAAGAUAAUUAAGCAGUACGAAGGAGGAAAGAAAGUGAAUGUGAUUGCACGUGAUAUGAAGUUAUCACACUCGACUGUGUCGACGAUUUUGAAAGAUAAAGCAAGAAUUCGUGAAGCUGUGAAAGGUUCUGCACCCAUGCGAUCAACAGUUAUAACAAAGCAACGAAGCGGGCACAUCCACGAAAUGGAGCAAUUGCUAUAUAUUUGGAUGGAAGAGCAAAUUCAAAAACGGACACCAUUAAGUCUUUUUACUGUGCAGAUGAAGGCGAGAAGUCUAUUCCAGACUCUGAAGGAGCGUGCUGGAGAGGAUUACUACAGUCAAGAAUUUGUAGCAAGCACUGGCUGGUUCCAGAGAUUCAAGAAAAGAUUCCAAAUGCAUAGUGGAGAAGCAGCGAGUGCAGAUGAGGAAGGAACAUGUACGUUUGUUAAUAGUCUGGAUAAAUUAAUUACAGAUGAGGGAUAUCUAGCAGAACAGAUUUUCAAUGUUGAUGAAACUGGAUUAUUUUGGAAACGGAUGCCAGCACGCACUUAUAUUCACAAAGAGGCCAAAAGCAUGCCAGGAUUUAAAGCAUAUAAGGAUAGGCUAACUCUGCUGCUCGGCGGGAACGUCGCAGGGUUUAAGCUGAAGCCGUUCUUAAUUUAUCACUCAGAGAACCCGCGUGCGUUCAAAAACGUCAACAAGCACACACUGCCCGUCUACUUUCGUUCUCAACGUAAAGCAUGGAUGACACAAGAAUUGUUUGAAGACUGGUUUAUAAACUGUUUUAUUCCUCAAGUUCGAGAAUAUUGUUUGGAGAAAGAUAUUCCUUUCAAGAUUUUAAUGCUACUCGAUAAUGCGCCUGGACACCCACCACAUAUAGGCGAUCUCCAUCCAGAUGUAAAAUUUGUUUUUCUUCCGCCUAACAUGACUCCACUCAUCCAGCCUAUGGACCAAGGUUCGAUUGCUACAUUAAAGGCCAACUAUCUCCAAACCACCUUCGCUCAAGCAAUAUCCGCUAUAGAUGCUGACUCAGAACUAACAUUGCGAGAUUUUUGGAAACGCUACAACAUUUUGAUGAGUAUCAAAAACAUCGCUACCGCCUGGGAGGCUGUGACGACAAAGUGCAUGAAUGGCAUCUGGAAAAAUUGUGUUAAGCGCUAUGUUAACGAUUUUGACGGAUUUCACAGUGAACAUGAACUUGAAACGAUUCAGGAAAAAAUAGUCAAACUCGCUAAAGACCUUUCUUUGGAGUGUGAAAUGGAAGAUGUCAAAGAGUUGCUAGACAAAGAACCCGGAGAACUGACAAAUGAAGAGCUAAUCGAACUGGAAGAAGAAAGAGUGGUGGAAGAAGAAAGAAGAGAAGCAGAGAAAGAAGAGGAGGAGCCAGAAAGAAAGUUCACCACUAAGGGAUUAUCAGAAGGUUUAUCUUUACUGAAUAAACUUCUUAUACAUUUCAGUGCAAUGGACCCAAACAUCGAACGAUUUGCGAGAAUUGAACGGAUGGCGCAUGAUGUGUUUUGUCCGUAUCGUGAAAUUUAUGAAGAAAAAAAGAAACAUACAAUUCAGACAAAGCUCAACAUGUUUAUGAAAAAAACAACUCCGGUAACCCCAACUGCUGCCUCAGAGGACGACAUCAAGCCAAGCACCAGCGGCCAGUAA
Silurus meridionalis is the source of this 1722-nucleotide messenger RNA. Its product is annotated as tigger transposable element-derived protein 1-like. Gene Ontology annotation, cellular component: nucleus. The record is from RefSeq and is a predicted model, not a curated record. Bases 1 to 1722 code for a protein of 573 amino acids. Gene Ontology annotation, molecular function: DNA binding. The transcript has a single exon. NCBI's taxonomy places the organism in Eukaryota, Metazoa, Chordata, Actinopteri, Siluriformes, Siluridae.